GGGCAGACCCCUCCCCGGGAGUGGCGCGAAACUGCGUCCAUUCGACAGUGUAGACGCCCGGGCGGGCGACACAAGCAGGCGCUUGUUGCUCCUGGGCUCCUCCUCCUCUCCUCCUCCUGCUCUUCCCAGAGGAGGCUUUCUCUCCCAGAGGCGGCCGCAUUUUCCUUUCGGAAGCCGCAGCAACAGCAAGGCCAGGGAAAGAGCCUCUCUUCCUGGGACGCGGAGGAGUUUCCCCUCCAGACCCCCAAAGGAGGCUGCCUUGGGCUCGAAGCCAAGGCUCGGGGUUGUUUUCCAGGGCGGCCAACCUGCCCCAACCACUGCCCGCCCGGCCUUCUUCUCCGGCCCCAGGAAGGAGGCCAGGCCCACCUGGCAAGGCAGCGGGCUUCGGGAAAGGCCAUGGGCGCCGCAGGAUGGAGGCCACGGAGGAGGAGGAGGCGAACCUACUUGUGUGAGCGAUGAUAUCUUUCCUUUCUGAGCUGAACAGUUAUGCAGACUGAACUGUAGAAGAAUGUGGAUUUAUCGAAUUCGAUGCUGCCUGUUGGCAGUAACACAUCUGUACAUCCUCAGCCAUUUGGUUUACAGUCAAGAACCAGAUUCAUCACAUACGCCUCUGAAUUUGACAUGCGUAACACACAGGCUUGCUAACGCUGUCUGUACCUGGACUACAGAAUCGCCAGAUGACUUCGGAUACAGUUAUGAAUUCUGCUAUACUACUAGCAGCAGCAUCAGAAACUGUUCAGUAACAUUAGAGAAGAAAAGCCCUGCGUUUCAAGUGAUCAUAUUUGACUCUGUUGACAUAGAGAUAUCUACCUUUAAUUCAUCUGAUGACAUGAAAACUCCAAUAGCUACAAAUAAAUUUCUGAUUGCUGAAAAGGAUAUUGCCUUUGUUCCUCCUACUCCACAUAUUCACACACUGACUCCCGACUUCAUAUCUGACACAUUGGAACUGGAGUGGUAUGAUAGAGGUUCGGACUUCGGACAUGAUUUGGAUGCUACCUGGGAAAUUCAGAUCCUCUAUAAAGAUCCCAUGGAGGAAGUGGCCUUAAUAACAUAUAAGUCAAAAUUAAAUGGCAAUGACACCCUCCUCUCUUGGAAAUGGACAUCAAAUAUCCCUUUUAAUUGCACUACACAUUAUGUAAGGAUUCGCUGUUUCCUUCAUGAGGAAACAUUUUGGGGAAAGAAGUUAUGGAGUGAAUGGAGCAAACCUGCAGACAUUCCUGGAAAAGAUACAGGUUACACUCUUGGCAAAGUGUAUCCUAUUGACAAAAUAGUGCUAGUAGGUUCCAACAUGACUUUCUGCUGCGUGUGGAAAAAAGAAGAAAGCAAUUUUGAUUUUAAUCGGACUUAUAAAUUCUGUCCAGCUCAAGGGUGUCAAAAUGCCACUCUUUCCAACUGGAGCAAGUUAAUCCAUAUGCAAAAUGUUCCUGUGUCACCAUCAUCUGGGAUAAACAUAAUAUGUGAAGGAAAGAACUCCAAAGGGGGAAAUUCUCUUUAUGGAACUGUUCUGUUUACAGGCUACCCUCCUGAUGUUCCUCAAAAUGUAAGCUGUGAAACAAAGGAUUUAAAGGAAAUUACAUGCAAAUGGGAACCAGGAAGGCCAACUAAUCUAGUUGGCAGUCGAAAAACAUCCUACACUUUAUUUGAACGAAUAUCUGGGAGAACUCUUACACACCCAGGAGACAAAACAACUCAGUGUAAUUUUCCAGUUCUGAACAAUCAGACAACAUAUAACAUCACAAUCCACGCUACCAAUCGUCUUGGUAAAACAGAAAACUCUCUUUACUUCAAUAUAAAAACCAGAAUUAAUCCAAGCCCCCCCACAGAUUUAACUGUGACUGACAAUAGCCCAACUAACAUCAGCCUCUCUUGUUAUCUGCCUGGAAAUUUCAUGAAUACUUGGCUGAAGUUCCAAGUUAAGCUUUCCAACAAAACUUUCAGCAAACUAAGGACUGUUCAUCUUGAUGGUGCAGAAAACUCACAUUACACGAUUUCAAUGGAUAAUUUGCAUCCCUAUACCAUGUAUACUUUUCAAGUUCGUUGUUCAGCUGCUGAGCCCUUCUUUUGGAAAUGGGGCAACUGGAGCAAGGAACUGUCUCACCAAACUCUAGAAGCUCCUCCUUCACGAAAUCUAGAUGUCUGGCGAGAGAAAAAUACUGAUGAAGGAACUGUCAUUAUCUAUUGGAAGCCACUAUCCAAUAUGGAUUCUAAUGGAGAGAUAAAAGGUUAUGAAGUAUCUUGGAAUGUAUCAGGGAUGCCCAUGAAGGAGUCAAUUUCUGAACUUCUGAACAACACAAAAAUAAAACUUGGAAAUAAUAACUACGUAUUCACAGUGGUGGCAAAAAAUAAAGCUGGUCCCUCUCCUCCUUCUCAAAUAAAUAGUGCUGAAAUUCCAGUUGGUCCCGUACCAACAGAGGCUGGAGUUGCAACAGGAGAUGGUGUUCAGGUCACUUGGCUUCCUGAUCCCAGUGUGACCUGUGGCUAUAAAGUCAGAUGGUGUUAUGAGCCAGGGUCCUGUACUGCUGUCAAUUGGGAAACAUUUCCUUCCAAUGUGACGAAUCCCAUCAUUAGAUCCACUCUCUUUCAACCAGGAGUUCGAUACCAUUUUUCUGUCUAUGGCUGCAAAAACAAUGGGUACCAGCUGCUAAAAUAUGUAGAUGGUUAUUCAAAAGAAUUGGAACCAGCAGUUGCACCAGUGUUUAAUGCAGUGAAAACCACCUCAGAUUCCAUCUCAAUAAAAUGGCAACAUAUUCCCACUGAACAGAUCCGGGGCUUUAUAAAGGGCUAUUUGCUUCACUUUGGAAAAGGAGAGGAAGGCAACACAAAGCCAAAAGAUUUUGAGACAGGCUACCAAUUCAUUAACAUUACAGACCUGAAACAAGAAACAUUUAAAAUUUCAAAUCUCCAAGGAAAAACUGGCUACCACCUGAGCUUAAGUGGCUACACUGCUGGAGGAACUGGUCCUGCAACAAGGUUGUUUGUGGUCACCAAGGAAAAUGCGACGGGAUUAAUUAUUGCCAUCCUUAUCCCUAUGGCAGUCGUUGUUGUCUUGGCGGUGGUGACCAUCAUCCUUUGCUACCGGAAGAGAGAAUGGAUUAAAGAAACCUUCUAUCCUGACAUUCCAAAUCCUGAGAACUGUAAAGCUUUGGAUUUCCCAAAGGAUUCUGAGGGGAACCCAAAUUCUAAAACCUUGGAGAUGAAUCCAUGUACCCCUAAUAAUAUCGAAGUGGUUGAAACCCAGUCAUCAUGCCUGAAGAUUGAGGAGGCAGUCAUUAAAUCACCUGUAACAGAGGAACUUCCUGAAGAUGGCUUUGAUUCUGAAUCAGAGAGUCACAUUGUCGUCUCCUAUUGCCCAUCCAUCAUCGAGGAGGAGCUCUCUAAUCCGCCCAUAGAUGGAUCCAUGGGAUCUUCGCAGGUUGUUUAUAUAGACAUACAGACAAUGUAUCCAGCUCCAGAUAAAAUGAAGGAAGAUUUAGAAAUUGACUGUGUGGCCUCAGCAGGUUAUAAGCCCCAAAUGCAGCUGCCAAGAAACACAGAGGAAACCUCAUCUGCAGAAGAGGAUCUGGAGAAGGCUGCAGGCUAUAGACCUCAAGUGAAUGCACCUUCCUGGAACACAGACUGCCCAGACUCUCCUGCUUCUGAUGAAAGCAACAAUGAAAAUGUCUCAUUUGGCAGCCCGUGUUCCAUUAAUUCUCGACAGUUUUUGAUCCCACCCAAAGAUGAAGACUCGCCAGAAGUCAUUAACACUGGGUGGUCCUUCUCUAACUUCUUUCACAACAAGCCGAAUGACUAACACUAGGACAGAAGUGGUUGUCUCAAAAGCAGCCAUUUGCUGGGACCUGUUUUCAACAUCCCUGCGAUGUGAUGCCCUUGAGGGUUGGUCAUUUCAUUUUUGCAAAAUUGAACAUUAACCUUCUUUUAUUUUUUAUGAAUGGCUGAGGAGUUAAUUCCUGGCACUUCGGUUUGAAGAAGGUAUCUUGGAUUAACUCAAUCUGAAGCCAAAGAGCAACAGGAGAUCUGUGUCUACAUUUGAACAGGCUGCUUUCCCUCCAUUGUCAAUAGGGCACCAGGGCUCUAUUUAAUUGACUGAUUUGAUGCUCUCCCAUUUUGAAAGUGGUAGGGAGACAUGGUCAGCCUUGCCUCUUGCUCUAAACCCAGCCAUGUGAGUUGUUACAUUAUAGAAGUGUGGAUGUAUAUAGAUUUGCCCUGCCCUGGGGCAUGCCUAAUCAAAGAUGUUUUUUCCUAAAAGUUUAGGUUCUAGGAGCGCAAACACAACAGUACCUAUACAUUACAAUAUCCAAACACAUGAAUUCCAAAACACAAACAAUGGGCACUAGCUCUCAGACUCCUCGCUUAAGGUGGUUGUUUCCAUUUGAUUUCCAUGGAAUGUUAAUUUGAAUCAACGUAAAUGGAAGAACUCCACCUUAGAUAAUUUGCUGACAGUCGUAGCAUCAGCUAUGACUCUCUCUGAAGUUAGUUUGAGAAGCCUGGAUCCUGGUUUCUGUACCUACUGUAUAAAUGUAUAUGCAAUAGUAUUGACUCAGGGGUGCAAAAACAAGUAUAACACUGAUUUCAAAACCUUAUUUAGGAGCAAGUCUUUUUUACUUGCAAGGUUUUCUUUCCCACUAUUUCUUUUUUUUACAAAAAGAAACCCAAUAAAGGACUACUUUCUCUUGACCUCAAGUAGUCCAGAAGCUUUCCCCACAGAGUGUGACUUUUCUGUGGAAGGAUUUCUGUUUUCCUCACCCUUGGGUGACCUUUAGCCUGAAAUGUUAGAGACACCAAUUGCAACUCAUGCACUACUUUCAGAGGCAGUAGGCCUUUGUGAUAUACCGUAUCCCAGGAAAAUAGCAUCUUCCUAUCUUUAUCACUUUCCACAAAAACUCUAAAACGGACAUGCUUAGCAAGAGUCUUCCAGAGAAGCUUUCCUGCGAGCACUCUUCAAAGCAAACAGGACAAAUUUGGGAGUGUUUCAGCUAAUAGAUUCCAUGGGAAAGCAUUAUUUCUGAGCAAUGGCCAGCCAUGAAUUCUUUUCACAUGCGAUUACUGUAAAUGAAGCUGCAACUGACUCUGGAUUUCAUUUCAGAUAUUUGCACAAAUAACAAGUGCAGAUUGAAAGGUUUCCUUUUAAAGCUGUUACCGAAUGAUUCCAAUAAAGGGCUUGGAAACAGAAUUACACCAACUGUAGUCUUAAAACAACACUAAAGCAGAUCUUAGUUGAACACUACUACAUUUCUUGCUAGUAGAAACUGGCAAUUAUAUUGCUUAUGAAGUUGAUCAUUUUUUAUAUGUGAACAUUUGAAGCUCAAAACUUUCAGUUUUCCUCAUUUGCACUUGGCUAUAGUGUAUGUAGCAAGUAUUUUCGAAAUCAAAUUAAGGGACCACUACACUGGUUCUGCGUUUACUUUUAUCUACAUGUUAGCUCGGCUGUUCUGGAAUUCUUACAAAGCAUGGAGCAGUUCUUUCCUGCCCAUCUGCUUUCAAAGAGAAUCCAUCUAUUCUAACCAAAUUUACUUUUAUGAUGUUUGGAUGGUUAUGUUAAGAUAAUGUGGUGCUAGCCAAAAGUUUCUAGUUCCAGUUAAUGCUAUUCAGACAGUGGUCUCAUUUUCUGAGUGCCUUUUAAUAGAGUGGACUCUUCCAUAAUAUUUGCUAUUAAGUUGUUACAUGCUGUAGCUUUGGCUAUGACAUCAAACAUACAGAAAUCUGUUAGGAGGAUGCUCUUUGUUUUGUGAAGUUACUCUUAAUGUUGGAAGUAAUCCAGAUGUUAUACUGACAUAAUGCAUCAAGAGCCUGGCUUAACACAUGGAGGCUUUUCGUCUAAAGUUGAUUUCUAGGUAGAGAAGAUUGCUUGUUUCCCCGAAGAGAUAUUGAUUUUUCUUGUUUAUCUUUCCGGGCCAUUACAUGCUAAUCUAGUUCAUCUAAAUGUUUGUUUGUUUGUUAAAAAAUGCAAUGCAACUGUUUGGUCUGACACGAUAAAUAAAUAAAAAUCUAAAUAUUUGUGAUACACACACAUGCACACACAUCCUACAUUCAUAUAUACACACAGGAGAUAAAGAUUUUAUUUUCAAAUACUAGGUUGUUGUUUUUAAAUUCCAGGAGUUUUUAUUUUGGUUUUGAAACUAGUCACAGAAAUUGAGAGAUACAAUGGGAGUUGGGGGUGUCCUGAAACAACCGUAGAUUAGAAAAUGUACUCCUGCCUUAAACCAACUGAUUUCAUUCAGUUGAAGCCAUAGUCCCUGUGUCCCUGCAGAAGCUAACAAGUUUAUCUUCCAUGCUUUUGAGCUGUGAUAACAAAUAUCUUAAGCAGGAGUGAAAAUAGAGGGAAUUUCAGUCUUCCAUGCCAUGUUUUUCAUCUUUUUGUGGUGCUACUUAACUUUAUAAGCAUUGGUCAAAAUUCUGUUACCUUGGCCUGUGCUUCACAAGAGGUCUUGUUUCUUUAAUUUCCCAUGUGUGUGCUGGGUCGUGAAAAACAAAAAACAGACUUCGUUCUAACCCAAAGAACUGACCUGAGGAGCUUGACUUUUCUUUCUAGAGCAAAGCCGAAAAUUUCAUUUCAAAAAGGAAGCUUGAGAGUCUGUUAUACCUUUUUGCAGAAGAUGGGUGAAAUUAUGUCUGCUGCUCCUUUUGGUAACAUUUUCAACUUAAAAUACGCCAUCAUCUUAGUGCCGAUUGUCUUUAUUGGGUGUUAUAAAAUGUUUGUGUGUUUUUAAAAAAAUAUAAAUUGUUUUAAAAAUAGUUUGAUGAGCACCAUGGUGUUUCAUUCAUUAUACUUUUCUGUUAAUCCAUUUGGGUUUUUAAAUUUGUUUUGACUGACAGGGAAGGAAAGCUGUGAAUUCAGUUUGAGGUUGUGACUGUUUUCGAAGUGGCAUUUUUUAAUUGUUUAGGAUGUACAUUUUUAGUAACUUGCAUAUGAUAUACCUCACAGAUUUGACGUAUCAGCUGUAGUAAGCUAUAAUUUUGGAAACAAAGCAGUGUGUUUCAGUCUCAUUGAUACCUUUCUUUCUUUUGCAUAAUUUGGCAUAAUUUGUUGGUUCUGCUUGAAAGUGAAUUUGUUCAGUGGUGAGCAAUGGGUGCAUGGAUUCGUCCAUCAAACGUUAGGCUAUUCAUAGUACUUUAAGUAGCAGGAACUACACCAAUGUGCAUUAGAUUUCUGAUUGCAUUCCCACUAUUGCCUUUUAACAUCAUCAAAGUAACCCCCAAGGUCUCAGAAAGAUGCUUUUGAUGCUGGGUGUAAUCAUUCAUGAAAUCUUCAGUUUGCUGGAGCUUUGUGACCAAUGACCAGUAGAAGCCAUUAUUUUCCAUGACAGACAACUAGAUUUUCACUGGUUGUAUGGGAGUUUGUCUCACUUUCUACAGAAUGUCUCCUAUGUUUCAGGAUUGUCACCGAAGUGCUAAACAAAAGAUAACUGAGCUGCCUAUACAGUCACACCAAAAGACUUUGCAACUCAUCUAUAUGAAGGUUUUCUUCCACAGAAUUGAAGAUGAACAGGGGAACCAGCCAAGUGGUGGCUUAUCACAGUUCAGUAUAGGCUUCAUGGUAAGAUUUGAUUUACCUGAAGGUACUUUGUCCGCCAACAUCUGUUCAUCUCAUUUGGGCUUGUGGUGUUGACUUCUCAAGGCUUACCUUAAAAACAUCUUGCUAGGGCUCCAAGCUGUGGAAUAUCAUGGGCUGCUGCCUGAAGUAUGAUGUGUCCAUAGAUUUCAAUUACAUUGAGUGCCAUGUGCUCUCUUAAGUUUCCACCUUUGCUGGUUUGGAGUAGCUGAGCCACAGGGCAUAGGAACAUCCCAAUUUAGAGGUUGGGGAGGGGAGACCCUUGUGAAGGGAACCCAUUUGAGGUCAAAAUAUUAGCUGUGAGCUUCUCUGAAAAUACAAUGUUGAUAUUCCUUAGAAAUGUGCUGAAGAAUUUUGUGCCUAUUUGAGGGCAUGUGUUCAGUCCACAUGGAGUAAUGCUAAACAAUAUUGUGCUCUGCAUGCACAUAGAGCCAUGCAAGGAGGUCACAAGAUCCUCUCCAAGGCUCAUUGGUGGUUCCUCAGCAGAUCUGUCUGUGGUGUGCUUAUAGAAUGAGUACGAUACUUGUAGAUCAUUGAUUGGCACUAAUUUCAGUUUAGCACUGGCAUGCUUUGAGAGUAGUUGAGUAAGGAGAUGCUUGCGUGUUUAUUGCCACUUUACCUAUGGGGUUGUGAGGCCUCCCUUGAGAAUGUGAAAUCUCCUGCAGUGAGAUUAAGCAGAAACUCAAAGGAAGCCAGGAUAAAUGGAUUUGAGUUCUGAUGGGAACAGAAAUGGGAUCGGAGGAGAAUUACCAUUAAUGACAUGUUACUUGUAUAAUAGAUGCUGCAUUUUAUAGUUCAGUAAAUUUUGAUUUUUUUAAACUGUGUAAAUAGCGUAUUAAAUACAUAACACAUAAUGGAUGUGAUAUUACACUCAGUGAUUUUUAAAAUAUUAAGCAAGCAGUGUCAUACUAAACUGACUGGAAGACGCAAAGUUGCCUAUGUGGUUUUUUUUUUUAUUCCACUCUCUUCAAGCUAUUUGACUUCAUCUAGCUUUGCUUUUUUCCUGUGUAAGUAGGCUGCUGAAAUUGGCAAUUCAAUGCCAAAAUGGCUCAGGUUAUCUAUCAUUUUGUCUCUUAAGCAAACGUAUGUGAUGUAACUGAAUGUACUCCUUAUUCUACUGUGCAUUUAUAUGUCUCGGGGAAGACUUUUUGAGACUGUUAUCAAUCUCAUACUGUGCCCUUGAAGUUGAGUCACUUAUUGCUGUAUUCUAUUUUGAGAAAAGGAGGGCAUGCCCACACAGCAAUUCCAGGUUAAGUGAUUUAUUGCAAGAUUAGAAACAUGAGUAUGAGCUUCACUUAGUGCUUCCUAGAAAUACUGCACCCCAGUGCCAGUAAGCAUUUUGCAGUUGUGAGAUGCCCUGGUUUUCUGUGAAACCCAUCAGGGACUGUGGACUAAAACCAGUAUGCUUUAGAAACAUCACUAUGAGAAAAAUGAAAUAUUUAGUGGUCAUGUAUUUCCUGGUAAAAUUAUCUCGUUGGUAAACACCAGUUGAUAUUGGUAGAACACUAUUUUAAGAAGAGAUACUGCAAAACUAUAAGGGAUAUAGUGCUAGUAUGCUAAAUUUAGCAUGAAUAUAAAGCUCAUUUCCCUACCUAUUUGUAUGACAAUUCACUGCUUUUCCUUGUAAUAUGCAUGUAUUAUGAAUUUUGCAAGACUAUUGUCAUGUAGUUUAAUAAACAUAUUUUCAUAUAUA
Molecule: messenger RNA, 9242 nt
Organism: Anolis sagrei ordinatus
Lineage: Eukaryota; Metazoa; Chordata; Lepidosauria; Squamata; Anolidae
Gene: LIFR
Product: LIF receptor subunit alpha
Biological process (GO): cytokine-mediated signaling pathway; positive regulation of cell population proliferation
Cellular component (GO): external side of plasma membrane; signaling receptor complex; membrane
Molecular function (GO): ciliary neurotrophic factor receptor binding; cytokine binding; oncostatin-M receptor activity
Source: RefSeq, a predicted model, not a curated record